Oncorhynchus gorbuscha (pink salmon) is the source of this 8433-nucleotide messenger RNA. RefSeq names its product potassium voltage-gated channel subfamily C member 1-like. Gene Ontology annotation, cellular component: dendrite membrane; axon; neuronal cell body membrane. The record is from RefSeq and is a predicted model, not a curated record. Lineage: Eukaryota; Metazoa; Chordata; Actinopteri; Salmoniformes; Salmonidae. The coding region runs from base 567 to 2384 and encodes 605 amino acids. Gene Ontology annotation, molecular function: delayed rectifier potassium channel activity; protein binding. Gene Ontology annotation, biological process: potassium ion transmembrane transport; protein homooligomerization. The transcript has 5 exons.
UAGGGAGAGUUGUCUACAGGCUAUACAAUAUCUCCAUUGUGCCAUUGGGAGGAGGAGAUCUAGAAAGAAUUGAAUGGUAGCUACACCCUGCGCGUAGAAGCGUAGAGUCACCAUAGGGAAGACUGGGAAUCAUUUUUUGGCAAUAACAAAGGUGGGAGAGGGGCAUCGAAACCGAGAAAAAAACAGCCUGAGACAGUUUCUGUGUAUAUUCUGAUUCGUGGAAUGCGUGAGAGUAAUGUAUUGUCGUCAGCAUGAUCUUAGGUAGAAGUAAUAAGCGACAAUAACGAUAACUAAACGUAAUUUUCAACAACAGACAUUCCUAUUUUGUCUCAUUGUUAUUAUUCGGAAAGAUACCCUGUCAUCUGAAAGCCGACAGGACACUGCAUGGAUAUUAUCCCUGAAAGCAUACAAAAAAACGACCUUACAAAGAAAACUACAUUUUGAUUGAUCUUGUGAGUUAAUGUGCGUGAUCUUGCACGCACGCACGCACACGAAACGAACCCGAAACAAAAGCAAACUCCUCCUCCCUCCGUUUUCUCUCCUCCUCUCCCUCCCCCAGUUCUUCUAUGCUCAGUUCGGUCUGCGUCUCCUCUUUCAAAGGGCGCAAGGGUGGGAACAAGUCAUCCAACAAAGCAUGUUACACUGCAGACAUGACUUGUCCGUCGGAAAGCGAGAAAAUCGUGAUCAACUGCGGGGGGGUGCGGCAUGAAACCUAUCGAAGCACCCUAAAAACGUUGCCCGGUACCCGCUUAUCUUGGCUUACCGAACCGGACGCCUUUAGCAACUUCGAUUACGACCACAAAAACGACGAGUUCUUCUUCGAUCGCCACCCAUCGGUCUUUUCAUUCAUCCUCAACUAUUACCGCACAGGGAAGUUGCACUGUCCGAACGAUGUGUGCGGCCCGCUGUUCGAAGAGGAGCUGGCAUUCUGGGGCAUCGACGAGACGGACGUGGAGGCUUGUUGCUGGAUGAAUUACCGGCAGCACAGGGACGCAGAGGAGGCGUUGGACAGCUUUGAGAAUCCCGAACCGGAGUUGCCAGAAGAUGACCCAGCUCUACCAGGAGGCGCAGAUGGGGACAUGAAAAGACUGUGCUUGCAUGAGGACGGAAGGAAAAAGACAUGGUGGGAAAUCUGGCGACCCAGAAUGUGGGCCCUUUUUGAAGACCCUUAUUCCUCUAAAUACGCCCGGUACUGCGCAUUCCUCUCCCUUCUGUUCAUCCUCAUCUCCAUCUCCACCUUCUGCAUGGAGACGCACGAGGCCUUCAACACCAUCUACAACAAGACGGAGAACGUGACGGAGGGAAAUGUGACGCGCGAGGUGAUCGUCUACGAGGUGGUGACCGACAGCUGGCUUACGUACGUGGAGGGCAUGUGCGUCAUCUGGUUCACCAUUGAGGUGAUGGCACGCGUGGUCUUCUGCCCGGACAAGGUCGAGUUCUUCAGGAGCACCCUCAACAUCAUCGACUUCAUUGCCAUCAUGCCUUUCUACCUGGAGGUGGGGCUGAGCGGCCUGUCCUCCAAAGCCGCCAAGGACGUGUUGGGCUUCCUGCGCGUGGUCCGCUUCGUUCGCAUCCUUCGUAUCUUCAAGCUGACCCGCCACUUUGUGGGGCUUCGUGUCCUGGGCCACACGCUCCGUGCCAGCACCAACGAGUUCCUCCUGCUCAUCAUCUUCCUCGCUCUCGGAGUGCUCAUCUUCGCCACCAUGAUCUACUAUGCCGAGCGCAUCGGCGCCGACCCUGAUGACCCUACGGCUGCCAAACACACAAACUUCAAGAAUAUCCCCAUUGGUUUCUGGUGGGCCGUGGUCACCAUGACCACUCUGGGCUACGGGGACAUGUACCCCGAAACGUGGUCGGGGAUGCUGGUGGGUGCACUGUGCGCCCUGGCAGGGGUGCUGACCAUCGCCAUGCCUGUGCCCGUCAUCGUCAACAACUUUGGCAUGUACUACUCACUGGCCAUGGCCAAGCAGAAGCUUCCCAAAAAGAAGGGCAAGCACAUCCCCCGGCCCACCAUGCCGGGCUCGCCCAACUACUGCAAGCCUGACGCUCUCGCUAUGGCCACCGCCUCGCCCCAUAGGAUCCUGGGUAAUGUACUCGGCGAGGUGAUCGGGUCUGGAGGCUUCGACUGCCCCCUUGCUCAAGAGGAGAUCAUAGAAAUCAACCGAGAUUCCAAGCAGAACGGCGACGCGGCCACUGCGGCCCUGGCGAACGAGGACUGCCCUACUAUCGACCAGGUGCUGAGCCCGGACGAGCGGAGUCCCGCGGGGCGAGGGGGCACCGGAGUAACCCGGGAACGCUACCAGCAGGACCGCGCUUGCUUCCUGCUCAACACCAGGGAAUUCCGCGCCACAGAUGGGAAUGUGCGGAAAGUGUUAAGUUUCUAGCAAUUUCUCUGACGAAGACAUACUGAGUCAGUUAAUCAGAAAUGAGCGGAGGGAGCCACUUUAACCAAGACGUGUGACACGGAUGGACAGUUAAAAGGCAUAUCUUUGGCGUGACGAGAGAGAGAGACCAGAGGGAGAUCAAGAUAAACAUGAGGUUGGAUCUUUACGUUGUUACCAAAGCAGCCUCUUGGAAACUCCGGCCACACUUUUGAAGACUGUCUGACAGAUCACAUUGACGACUGACUGAGCAUUGCACUGACACACUCGGAGAGAAAAGGACUCCUACUGCAACAUUCCAGAAGACAUUAUAUUGUGACGCUCAACCAUCUCACAGUACAGUGACCAAUAACCGACUGCAGUGCUGAUCUACUGAGAAACUUAGAGAAUCAAUUAAUUAUCACUCACCUAUAAACGAGCGACCAGGUCUAACUAACUAUGUAGCAUCUCUGCUAACACUGUAGCAUUUGUUAGCUGGGAAAAAUAACGUCAUGACCUUAUCCAUUGACAGUUUUGAACAGAGCGAUGCGGAAAGACGCACUAAAUGAAAACUUGACAUGCCGUUUUCCUCUUGUGUUAUUUCCUUUUUACAAGAAACUAUUGUACAUGAGAGACAAAGACAAGUUGCCCUCGAACUGUUCUUUUUUUUUUGGACUAAAAUCUGUGAGAGCAACUGAUCCCGUUGCAGGUCAAAUGAAUCAGAGAACUGAAUUUGGACGUUUGAUAAUAUAUCUGUUCUCCCACCUCAUGAAGGAGUUCAUGACAUGUAGUUUACGUCUCCCAUUAAUUUCCAUCCAAUCUGGAAAGACGAUGCCAGGCCCUCAGCAUAGUGUACUACGUCCAUAUGAUAGAAGUACUACGUACAUAUGAUAGAAGUACAUAGAUGACCAUACCAAAAUGGAUGUAGCAUCAACAGAGGACCAAUUAGUACUAUAUCACCCCCCCCCCCCUCCUGCAAAUAUAAUUAUUGGUGAACAAGACUCUCUCUGUCUCUCACGUACUGACUUUGAAAUCCACGUGGCAUACUGUACCAAAGGUCCUAUGCAUGCACUCGCUGUAUGACUUGCCUAUAAAGUAACAACAGUAUGGGCUGCUAUGGGAUGAACAUUCCAUAUAUCUAGUGCAAAGCUUUGAACUGCCCUUGACACCUUCAUUAUCGCCUCGCUUUGGUACAAACGUGCAAGCUGGAAAUGCCACUCGCGCGUGUGUGUAUAUAACAGAGGUAAUUCCUGAGUAUAUUUUAAAACAUAUUUAAUUGAAUUAUAUUUAUUACAAUUACAUUCCUCUUGAACAAACAAAAAAUACUUCAUGAACGUAUGCGAUGACAGACACUGGUAUCGGUCACUAUAAAUUGACUAAUUUACCUGCUGCUCAAAUCAAUCAUGAGUAGAGCACAGACUGACUAAAGGUCAAGUCCCAUGCACAGACCUGCCAACAGGAGGAAUACGGUUCUAACUUAAAUACAGCACAGAGGAGGCCUCCAUAAUAAGGAUACCUUGAAGUCACAUCAAAGUGUAUCAGGUGGGGGAAAAAGUCCUCUGCUGUGGUUUUUACAAGGAACUAAACAUGCACAUAAUACUAUUGUUAUUAUAUCAGAUGCAUAUAUACUGCCAAUGAGGAACAUACGUCCCCUUAUGCUUAUACUGCCCCCCCCUCCCCAGACGCAUAUACUUCCCUCAUCUCUCUUGUUUCCCUUGCUGCCAAGCAAUGACCAAUGACUGCUUCAGGGUUAAGUCAAGCCUCCAACAAGAUAGCGAUGAACCUCCAAAUGAGACCAUAGGUAAAGUAAAACGGAGGAGAAAUGGACCAAGGAAGUAAAAAGGGGGGGACGUGUACAAAGAGAACAAAUCUAUAUUUUGAUAAACAAAUCAGCUAUCCAUGGCUUCAGACGGAGAAGGAGCACCAACUGAAAACAGGGUCAAAAGGCCAUUGGGAAAAGCAGUUGCAAACGUCUGUGAAUAUCAUGAAAACCUAUAUCGGAACUGGUUUGGCAAAAAAAGGAAGAGAAAAGUAGAGGAAUAAUAAUAUAUGAGAAUUACGUUUUUGGAAGGUUGGUGUGGUGGUUUGACAUGAGCGACUGUGUUUCAACAAUAAAGAGAAUAAUGGAGAGAGUCACAUGAGUGAGAGAAAGCUAUGGGGGCGGCCCAGAGUGGGGACGGCCCGGAGUGGAUGGGGCCCGGAGUGGGGAAUGCCCGGAGUGGGUGGGACCCGGAGUGGGUGGGGCCCGGAGUAGGGACGGCCCGAAGCGUGUGGGGCCUGGAGUGGGGACGGCCCGGAGUAAGGGGACGCUGUACUAAACAAUGAAGAAGGAAAAAAAAGAAAAUGCAUUUUUGUAACUUUGUUUACCAGCAUGACUACCCUGCAUGCCUGUCUUUUCUGCAAGCCCUUUGUUGAAGACAAGGGUGCUAGAGAUACAACAAAAAAACACAUAUAUAAAAGGAAUUAUUAAAAAAAUGUUAUAUGCAAUUAAUAUAUAUGAAAAAAAGAUUAUAAUGAAAGAGAAGAGCUAUAUUUUGUUUUGAAAAAGAAAAAAAUGUGAAAAUUGAAACAUGUAUGUUUGCAAAAUACACACUGACCUAUGUUUUGUUAGAUGAAAUCUCUCUGCUACUACUGCCCCACAUUCAUUCAUUCAAUUUUAUUGACCUCUGCAGUACUGUCUGCUUUUAUUAAGCCGUACUUAAGUGUUUGUUGCUUCUUGUUUCAUUUUUGUUUUUCAUUCUAGCCAGUUAUAAUUCUAUCUAAAAUUAGCAUUUAAGGGUUCAUUUCACUCUUCAUUUUUGAGAAGUGAUCUUAGCCCUUUUCAUCGAUUCAAAAACUCAAUGUUUCCCUUCCUUGAAUCAUUUUCACCACCACUGUAGCAGCCAUUUUAAAUCGAUGGCGCUCCAUACUGUAUGUUUGAAGGGUGUAUACAUUACAAAUAUUCAAUGUUUGCUUUUAUUUGUUGUUGAGAAUAAUAGACAAUUUGUCAUAUGAUUGUAGCAGGGCAAAUUGAUACCAUGGACGGUUACCUUCUAUGCCCGUUUGGAGAAGUUUGUAACCGUUUGUUUUUGGAAGUGGCUGGGUGGUUAUGUUCUGGGGAAGGCAGUCUUCUUCCAUCAGUCCUCAGGGGAGAGACGGUGAAAAGGGGGUUAGGCCGGGAUUUAAUCUGAUCAGCGGUUGAUCUGUGUUAUAGUGCGCUUGAGAUUUAAAGGUAAUUUCCAAUUGAGCCGUGAACACGGUCUCCGCGAACGUGGGAACGUUGCCUUUAAAAGGUGCAUAGCUGACAAAGUGCGAUUGGAUUGAAUCACAGACUUUGGCCCGGGGUUCAAACGAAUGCAGAUGAAUGACCUGUGCACUGCGAUUGAUUUUUAAAGGCGAUUUAAACUGUUUGAGUCGACAUUUGCGGCUUUUGCAGCGAACAUUAUCUGUGUCUUUUGAAGUCAAUUGCUGUGCUGGAUUGAAUCCAGGGCCUUAGUUAGUUAUCCAAUAAAGUGCAAUAUCUGUUCAUGAGAGAGAGAGAGGUCGGUCAAGAGAGAUGUGUUACUAGUCGAGAGAUUUCAGGUUUGCAUGAAACAAACUGCCAUUCCAAAGUUGUGUCUGUUUUAAAAGAGACUCAGGUGUGUCGGUGGUUUGUGUGGAUUUAGGUGGUUUGCUAUUUUCCGUAUAUAAUAAAUUCUAGUAUAUAGAUAAAAUUACGUGAACACCUUACAGUGACGUGAAACGCAUGCAUUGUGACUUGAUUGUCGAUCUCCUGAGGGAACGCGGUCUCGCCAUAUCCCAAGCUCCUUUGUUGUGUGUCAUGAAACCAGUCCUGAUGUUAUGAACACUGUGCCGUGUCGUAGAGCAGCAACGUCUUCCUCGGGAGAGACAACUGAACACUACACACACUCUCAGUGUCAGCAUGGGUGUGUAGAGGUAGCUUGUCCUUGUUGUUAGGUGGUCAGGUCUUGCAUUCGUUCGUCAUCCAUCCGAGAACCAUCCAGCUGAUAGUCGUCGACGGGCAGCAGCUCACGGUAGCAUUACGUAAUGUUAUAACACGCUUCAUACACGUUAUAACAUGUUAUAUCAUACUUCAUACAAAGACCCAGAGCUUCCAAACUGAUGUCAUUGAAGUACUUUAAAAUGGAAGGGUGAGAUUGAAAGAACCAGUGGCCACUACUGUGCAAGUUGGGUAGGUGUAGAAAUGUGUAUUUCACUAGAGUUCCCCACUGUUGAACAGGUUGGGUGAAUGUUGGUUUUCCAGACACUAUCUUUAAUAACAGUGGCUUUCUCUUGAGGGUGUAAGCCCUGGCAGGUCCAGGAUCAGCCCAGGCAGCUGUAAAAAAAAAGAAGGUAUCUCUGUCCAUCCCUAAUCAUGCAUUCUAAUUGGACUAUCACCACUAGACUAGACUUAAAUGAAUGAACUACGGAGGCUACUCACUUAUUUAGUUCAAUCUAUGUUGGUUUUUACAGGGUCUACAACGUUGUCCACUUUCCCGCGAAAAUUGGUCCAUGAUAUUUUUCUUCUUCCUUCAAUGUGUUUUGUUCACUUUUUCCUUUCAAACUAUGAUUUCAGGAUUUUUUUAGAAGGCAUUAAGCCACUUAGGCUUUGGGGGUCGCAAACUGUAGUGUUGAUAAAUAUUCCAGGGGUAAACUUCCAGUAACCACGGUUCGUGAACUGAACACACUCGCAAAUUCCCAAGAAUUGUAGAUAUUUUUGGGGUGGUUAUGUUAUAAUAUAGCACAGUAUUGUUAAUACUUUCUCUGUUAUUGACUGAUGAGUAUUACAUUCCUUUUUUAUUAUUAUUAUAUAUAAAAAAAUACAUGUGACUGUCCACAUCAGGCUAAAAACAAGAUGUCUUUUUUUCCUUCUCGUUUUCUAUUGCACAAUACUGCUAUUUGAUGUAACAAUGUUGAACGCAAUGGGUUACAGUGUUAAGAGUGCUAAGUCUGUUUUAUGUUCCAUUUACAAAAUGCCUUUAAAAAAAAAAUAUAUAUAUAACCAAGGGAUAUACGUAGAUAUGGACUUCAUAACCAAUCCUCAGCAACAGCUACUGUAGAUGACACAUUAUGUGAGAUUCACCCACACCUGCAACGAGUUAAGUGACUUGAACAUAUCCACUCAUGGUAUUUAUGAAGUCCUUAUUUACCCUCACCGAUCCCUUUUGUAUACCCGGACGUUCUAUCUACAGUCAAUGCAUUCUCAGAUUUCCGUGUCUUCUCAUUUUGAAUUGAAGGUUCACCGUAAAUUCCACUGGUACUACUUAUGUAUUUCAUGUACUAUCAACCAUUUUUUUUUGUGUGUGAUAGAAACCAGAGACAACUAUGCGGUUUAACUACGUGUAUGGGUAUACUAUGGGUAUGGAUAAAUACAUUGCCAAGCUAGUUUAGAGUUGUAAGUUGUCCCUAAGAAAACAAACAGCUAACUCUUACCCUAAUGCAGUUGUAUUACCUCAACACAUAGUAUAAUGACAGACAGAGAAACAUAGAUAUACCUAUUGAACCUACUGUAUCAUACCCAUAUGGAUAUAUACAGACACAACUUAAAGGCAAAUACAGUAACACUUUAUAAUAACUCAUGAGCAAGUCAUUAGAAAUGAUGAUACAUGUUACUGAAAUGCUUGCAAAUAAAGGAAAAUGUAAAAAAAAACGUGUUUAUUAAUAGUAUGUAUACUACUUACAUAGUUGAAUGCGUAUACUUGAAAGUUGUUAUUAAGGGUCACCACAAACUCAUUAAAGACAUAUUAUUACCUGUGGACCCUCAGUUCACGCAUGGCCUUGAGUUGAAAUAUCGACAGACAUAUGUAAACCUAGUCAUCAGCAUUCCAAAGACAAAAUGUAUCUCGUUUUUUCACAACACUUUGUAAAAACGAGACUUAGGUGUUAUUGUUUGCUGCCAUGGUAGGAGAAUGAAUAGGAGAAAAGAAGUGGUUACUGGAACACAUGGUUGAGACUAAUGCUGUAUUUUAUUUUUGAAAUGUUGGAAACACAAAAGUAUUAUUCAUCAAGAAACUGUAUAAAGUAUAUUUAUUUCGAUGGAAUGUUCAUGAUCUAUCUUUUUAUAUUUUGAAGAAUAAAAAUAGAAACAUAUCAA